Anarrhichthys ocellatus (wolf-eel) is the source of this 1401-nucleotide messenger RNA. RefSeq names its product junctional adhesion molecule B-like. Gene Ontology annotation, biological process: leukocyte cell-cell adhesion. NCBI's taxonomy places the organism in Eukaryota, Metazoa, Chordata, Actinopteri, Perciformes, Anarhichadidae. The coding region runs from base 106 to 1401 and encodes 431 amino acids. Gene Ontology annotation, cellular component: tight junction; protein complex involved in cell adhesion; cell surface. The record is from RefSeq and is a predicted model, not a curated record. The transcript is spliced from 10 exons.
GAUGAAACUUGAAGAAGCUGCCAAGAGUUUGGAGUAAAACUCAUCUCCAGACUGAACAGACACAUACGGACCUCACGACGGGUCUGUAACUCACCGUGACUAGACAUGAACACCAUGAAGAUCCUGGCGCUGCCUCUUCUCGUCACUUUAAUGAAUAGUCCUGUCUUCGUGUCAGUGACAGUAAGCAGCAGUAGACCCAAAGUGGAGGUCCACGAGCACACAGAUGCUGUGCUCGCCUGUGAGUUCAGGACAGAGAAAGAUCCGAACCCUCGAAUUGAGUGGAAGAAGAAAGGAAAGGAAGUGACUUUUGUGUACUUUAAUCACAAAUUUACGGGGUCUUAUGCAGAACGGGCAAAGAUGGAAGGAGCGACGCUGACGAUACACUCUGUUACUCAGAAAGACUCGGGGGAAUACCGCUGUGAGGUGACUGCCAGCGAGGACCACGUCAACCUCGGGGAAGCCACUGUAACCCUCAAUGUGCUCGUGCCUCCUCACAUCCCGUCCUGCGAGGUGCCGAGCUCUGUGUUUGUGGGCUCAGGCCUGGAGCUUCUCUGUAAGGACAAACUCAGCGUGCCUCCUGCCACCUACUGCUGGUACAAAGACAACAAGGCUCUGACGGCCACGGAAGAUUCUCUAUACAGCGUCGACACAGACAAGGGCACACUGAAGUUCAAGAGUGUGUCCAAGACAGACGCAGGGAUGUACCGCUGUGAAUCCUCCAACAGCGUUGGGGCGCCCAAGAGCUGUGUGGCCCAACAACUGAAAGUUAUUGAAUAUCCUUUGAAUAUGACGAUUUUGAUAGCAGCUGCUGCAGGUUUUGUGACGCUCGUCCUUUUCUGCUGCAUCAGUGUGUGCGUCUGCCGACGCCGAGGCUGCUGCAGGAAAGACAAGAAAAUAAAAAGCACCAAGUCCUACAACCCUCCUCCUCCUCCUCCUCCCAUCCGCAAUGGGAGCCGGACUGGGGAGACUGGGGAGACGGACUGGGGAGACUGGGGCUCCGACUGGGGCUCCGGGGAGCCGGACUGGGGAGACUGGGGCUCCGCCUGGGGCUCCGGGGAGCCGGACUGGGGAGACUGGGGCUCCGACUGGGGCUCAGGGGAGACGGCCUGGGGAGACUGGAGCUCCGACUGGGGCUCCGGGGAACAGGACUGGGGCUCAGUGGAGAUGGACUGGGGAGACUGGGGCUCCGACUGGGGCUCCGGGGAACAGGACUGGGAAGACUCUCGGAGACGGGGCUCCGGGGAACAGGACUCAGAUGAUGACCCAGCGGGGUCAGGAAAUGGUGAUCGCUGGCGUUCGGCAGCAGGGUCAGGAACUGGUGAUCGCUGGCAUUCGGCACACAGGACUCAGGCUUUAGCUGUGGCUCGGAAGCUGAAACCAGAGGUAGCUGCGACACGGUAG